AUGUUUGGACGCGACCCCGUGUUUAAUAUCGACCUGCUCAUCCAACACGAUUUGGAGAACCACAUUCCAGCGGAUGACUCGGGGUUCUACGUUCAAAAUCUGGUCACUACCCUUCAUGCAGCGUGGCGUUCAGCAAUGUCUUUUAACGAACGUCAAAGAAUAAAGUUCAAAGCGCAACACGAUCGCACCCAUCUUUCUCCCCUAUCCAUUAAGGAGGGCGAUCGCGUAUAUCUUCGUGACCUGGCCCCCAAGCGAUUUGAUAACUUCCACCGAGACCCGACGGGAUCCAAACGCAAACUUGGUCGCAUCUCUAACGCAGCUUGCGCAGCGCUCGCGGCUAUAAAUGCCGCCGGCGACGAUCGUCGUACUCAUUUGCGGGAAGUUACGCUAGUUUAUCCCCUCUGGCACCCGAUACGGAUCCAAUUCACCCUCACCGACAUGGCUUCCGAAGCUGGAUGGGCUCCUGGUCGGCACGUCGUUCUUUGGGUGGUUGGUUCUCCCAGUUUGGUUUGGGCUAAGGUGGUCACCCUGGUCAACUUCUCCGACCGCAAGUUGCUCAACCUUACCCUUGAAGCGUUCCCGUGGGCCAACACCGCGUUCCUCAGGGCGAUUCGGCAGAACGGCCGCGACUCUGACGGAUCUCGCAUCUUUGAUGCUUGCAUUCGCCUUAGCCGGCCUAACGUAGCAGCCAACCCUAUUUAUGACCUGGUUUCCCGUCUGGAUAUCUUCGCAGGCCUUAAUCCAUACUCCAUGGGUGACCAGGCAUCAGCUGUCGCAAGAGGAUCUGGAGGUCUGCCGUCGUUUUCAACGGUAUCGCUCCUUGGUUGA
Haemonchus placei is the source of this 828-nucleotide messenger RNA. The record is from the annotation of a GenBank genome assembly. NCBI's taxonomy places the organism in Eukaryota, Metazoa, Nematoda, Chromadorea, Rhabditida, Trichostrongylidae.